Aspergillus ibericus CBS 121593 is the source of this 465-nucleotide messenger RNA. RefSeq lists its product as uncharacterized. NCBI's taxonomy places the organism in Eukaryota, Fungi, Ascomycota, Eurotiomycetes, Eurotiales, Aspergillaceae. The coding region runs from base 1 to 465 and encodes 154 amino acids. The transcript is spliced from 2 exons. The record is from RefSeq and is a predicted model, not a curated record.
AUGGUUCCACCCUAUCGCCCUUUCCAUUGCUGGCGAUUAUAUGCCUGCGCGGUUAACGGAAUUGGAACAGAUGGGUAUACGUACUACGUGGGGAUAACUAAUGACACGCGGCAUUCGGCAGACAGCCGACACGACAUUAACCAUAAUGCAGCAGCCCUGGUUCUCGACAGCAACGGCAUGUUCUACCCUGCUAUCACCCCUGAAUCUGCCGUGAUCAGAGUGCUCGUCGCUGGGAUUCUCCCCUACUCACAAGGUAUCAACAAGGGUAAUUACGAGCUGACUCUAUCAGGGCCUGGCAGUGCGGCAUCGGGCGAUCGUUGGGGUCGGUGCGAAUUCACCAAGCUGGGGCCCUGCCGCUAUGUUGGGCAUACCCGCCUGCAACGCAUGAUGGGGAUCGAAUGUCGCGAAUUGACGUACGCGGAAUGCUUGAUUGCUCGAGAAUGGCUUUUCUUGGACAAGAGGUGA